Melampsora larici-populina 98AG31 is the source of this 909-nucleotide messenger RNA. RefSeq lists its product as uncharacterized. The coding region runs from base 1 to 909 and encodes 302 amino acids. Lineage: Eukaryota; Fungi; Basidiomycota; Pucciniomycetes; Pucciniales; Melampsoraceae. The transcript has 6 exons. The record is from RefSeq and is a predicted model, not a curated record.
AUGUCAGGACCUAACAUCCCACUCAAACAGUCUCAUGUUGUCACAAUCUCCGGCGUCGUCGAAAACAGUGCUGUGGUUAGUGAUAUUACCGCCUGCUUGAUUCUUGCACUCCGUCGAACCAUGCCAGACGAAGACGAUACUAAAUCGACCCUGUGCUUUGUCAUGAAGCAUAUCGACUAUCAGCCACAAUCCCGUAAGAACCAGUACUUUGAAAUUGAGUACCGCAUUCGACCAACACGAAACAUGGAAAAAAGUCAGAACUUAGUACACGUUGGUCGAGAGACUCUCAUUUCCGGCUACAUCGUCGAUUGGGACAGCGAAAACAAUCGCUGGAUCGUUGAGGUUACAGCAGUUAGCCCGUGUACCGGUAAUGAAGGUAGCACUGGCAAAACCACCAAUCCAGCUGGACACGUCACUCCAGCUGGCAGAGUUCGACCAGCAAAACAUGUUCCUGGCCCUGCUACUCCGGUCAAUGCGGCUGCUGGACCUUCGUCGACACCAGCCUCAGUCACAACCAACGGUAGCAAGCGUAAGGCAUCUGCCUUAGAAGAACCGUUACAUUCACCGCCAGUCACUGGACGACGGACUCGGCCAGCCAAACACGUAGCAAAACCUACUACGCCCGCGCCCACCAAACCCAACCUUCCCAAGACCAAAGGGAAAGGCAAGGCCGUCGCACCAGCCGAGCUACCUCAAGACGCUGAGCCUGACGAAGAAUUGCUUUCCGAAACGGAAUGGCCUACUACGCCAGUGACUAAAGUAGUCAAGAAGGCCCCAGCAAAGAAAGCGGUGGUCAGCAAAGCCAAGAAGGCGAAGGCUGUCUCCAAAGAGGCCCCAAUUGCAGAAGAAACCCAUGACGACGACGAGGUUGAAGCCGAAGAGGACAGCGAGGAGGAUUUGGAGGAAUAG